Cololabis saira (Pacific saury) is the source of this 7767-nucleotide messenger RNA. It is a transcript of the gene gabrb3, whose product is annotated as gamma-aminobutyric acid type A receptor subunit beta3. The coding region runs from base 302 to 1873 and encodes 523 amino acids. Gene Ontology annotation, molecular function: neurotransmitter receptor activity; GABA-A receptor activity; extracellular ligand-gated monoatomic ion channel activity. Gene Ontology annotation, cellular component: GABA-A receptor complex; membrane; neuron projection. The record is from RefSeq and is a predicted model, not a curated record. Lineage: Eukaryota; Metazoa; Chordata; Actinopteri; Beloniformes; Belonidae. The transcript is spliced from 11 exons. Gene Ontology annotation, biological process: regulation of membrane potential; monoatomic ion transmembrane transport; chemical synaptic transmission.
CAUCCUUGCGUUGCCUGAGCAGGAACACUAACACAGACCUGGGUCAGCAGUGAUUACCAGCAGGUGCACAGAUGUCUGGAGCAGAGGGGGGCUGAGAGCAACCGGAGCAAAGUUUGGAUGGUUUGUGCACUGACACCAAGAGCACCAUGUCUUUAGUGAAAAGGACACCUGUGUUGCCUUCCCUCCGUGGACAACAAGCCAGCAGCCCCGCUCCGAGGCGGCACAGCCGGGGGAACUCUGCUCUGAUCUGACCACCCGCCGGGAUUGUAAGUGGAUGGAAAACCUAGAGGUGUGAAAAAAAAUGCGGGUGUGGUGGAUUUUACUGCUUGGUGUUUGGAAUGUCUGUGGGGAACUGCCAUUCAUAGCGGAGAACAACGCAGCUAUGUUGGUCAACUGGAAUGCUGCCAGUGGAAAUAAAAAGCUCUAUGCUAUUUAUGAUACGAGCGUCAAUGAGCCGGGGAACAUGUCCUUCGUCAAAGAGACUGUGGAUAAACUGUUAAAAGGAUAUGAUAUUCGUCUCCGGCCAGACUUUGGAGGUGCACCAGUUGCAGUUGGCAUGAGUAUAGAUGUGGCAAGUAUCGACAUGGUGUCAGAAGUUAACAUGGACUACACGCUGACUAUGUACUUCCAGCAGUACUGGAGAGAUAAGAGGCUGGCCUACUUGGGGAUCCCCCUCAACUUGACACUAGACAACAGAGUAGCAGACCAGCUUUGGGUCCCGGACACCUACUUCCUCAAUGACAAAAAGUCCUUUGUGCACGGUGUCACCGUGAAGAACAGAAUGAUCCGACUCCACCCAGAUGGCACAGUGCUCUAUGGCCUCAGAAUCACAACGACAGCUGCCUGCAUGAUGGAUCUGAGGCGGUACCCGCUGGACGAGCAGAACUGCACUCUGGAAAUUGAGAGCUAUGGUUACACAACGGAUGAUAUAGAGUUCUACUGGAAGGGGGGAGACAACGCUGUGACUGGGGUGACGCGCAUCGAGCUCCCUCAGUUCUCCAUCGUUGACUACAAGUUGGUUUCCAGGAACGUGGUCUUUUCCACCGGUGCCUACCCUCGACUAUCUCUGAGCUUCAAGCUGAAGCGAAACAUCGGAUACUUCAUCCUGCAGACGUACAUGCCCUCCAUCCUUAUCACCAUCCUAUCCUGGGUGUCGUUCUGGAUAAAUUAUGACGCCUCUGCUGCCAGAGUUGCAUUAGGGAUCACCACUGUGCUGACCAUGACAACCAUCAACACGCAUCUGAGAGAAACGUUACCCAAAAUCCCCUACGUCAAGGCUAUAGACAUGUACCUGAUGGGCUGCUUCGUCUUUGUUUUCCUGGCCCUCCUGGAAUAUGCCUUCGUCAACUACAUCUUCUUUGGCCGAGGUCCCCGGAUGCAGAAGAAACAGGCUGAGAAGGCAAUGAAGGCGAAUAAUGAACGCAAUAAGUUUGACAGGCCCAAGACCAUUCUGGAGGAAGUCAAUUGCAAGUUUUCGUCUCUUAAACUGUCCAAUCAGGUACAAGGGCGUCGUCACUCACGACGGAUCGACUCUCAAGGGAACAUUUUGCUGACAACCUUGGAGAUCCACAACGAGGUGGGAAGUAACGAGAUCACCACCACCCUGAGUGAGACUCACAACUCCUCCUCCAUGGCGUUUGACAACUCUGAGGUCCAGUACAGGAAGCCGAGUGCAUCACAUGAAUCAGGACGCCCCAGCCUGACCAGGAAUGCACAUCCUAAGAAAACACACCUGCGGAGACGAUCAUCGCAGCUCAAAAUCAAAAUCCCUGACCUCACCGAUGUGAAUACCAUCGACAGGUGGUCACGGAUUAUCUUCCCCUCCAUCUUCUCCUUCUUCAACGUCAUCUACUGGCUUUAUUACGUCAAUUAACACACUGUGCUUUUUAAACCCACCCGUAUCUCAUUCUAGUUUUUUAAAAAGACUUCUUGAUGUGACACCCCUGACUUGGUGAAAUCCUAACCAUUUUUUAUCAUAGCAAGGGAAGAGUUUGAUGAGGGAGCUGUAACUCUCUCUACAUGCAGGUAAAAAAAGGAUUUAACUUGACACAAUUGUUUUACAAAAACUCACAUGUACAGUCGGUCACUCUCUGCUCCAACCUCUGUUAACACUUAGGCUGCAGUUUUGUACCUGCAAAAGGUAGUUUGCACAGGUUAACGUUUGCCGUUACCUCUGUUACAAAACAUCAGUAUUACAUUGUGUUUCAUAAUAUUAUUGUAUCCUCUGCAAGAUUCAUGUCUCAGUUUUAGUUGUACGUCAGUCCUGACAUCGACAAAUAUGGAUAUCCUGAUCUAUACAGACAGUGUGGCUUUACGACCUGGUAAUGUUUUGUGAUCAGUCUGGAUUUGCAAAGUAGGUCUGCUCUUUGGGAAAUAAUGCUUGGUUUGGUUUAUUGCCAUAAGUUACACCUUGUUUCCAAAUAUGUCAUGCAUGCAAAUCCACUGUCCAUUCAUGGCUAGGCGGUCAGAUGUACAAAACUCUGACUUUUGUUUCUCCUUUUGCAUCAAGUGUACUGAAGUUUUUAGGUAAACCAGGACUGAAACGAUGUCAAAAAGAAAAGGUGCAAUAGCACAUUUUGUGACAUGAAAACAUCCUCCAACCCUGCUUCUCCUCGUAGAUCAGUGAUCACAGGGAGAUGCACCUGCUGAUGCGUUAAUGUCUAAGAAGGAAGCUCUAUAUCAGCUUUUAAAAACAUCAAAACUUAGACGUUUAAACUGAUCGUGAAAAACCCCACUUUUAAAUGUAUCCUGCAUUUAUUGUACCCCAGAAGUGGCAGCUCAAAGCCAUAAUGCCAUAAUGAGUUAAAAUAAGGCAGAGUUAGUGUUAGUCAGUGAUGCAAUUCUGUAAUAAUGUUGCUUUUUCCAGUAACAAGCAGCGUAACUAAUUACUGUCAGAAUUUCAGUAAUAUCAUUACCAUUAGUACAUAAUGAAAUAACUUAUUAAAAUUUUGGGGGGAUUAAAUGGAUUUUUGUAUAAAGUUUGCAAAAGGAUUGCUCAUGAUUUUAUAGACUUUCUUACCAAAUUACGACCACCAUUAUUGAUAUUGGACCAAACCUUUUAUGUGUUUAAACUGGACCAGCCUGUUGAUACUGACAAGAAUGAGAAUGUUGAAAUGAGGAUAAAAAAUGUAGCAUUCUUGGAGAUUACCAGCCUGACAGAUCAGACUUCAAUGAUUAUCAGUUGCAUAGACAUUUACCUCCCAAAGGAAUAAUUUGAGUUCUGUCUUCUGUUUGAUUUAAAAAAAAAAGGUCUGAAUCUUAAACUGUUAAUGCCAAAGCCGAUUCAAACGGCCGUUCAUCCUCAGCUGCAGCCAUCUACACCGUUUACAUCCUGAUUACGUCGCUGUCGUGUUAAGCCCGCCCAGAGACCCUCUAUACAAGAGUAGACUGAUUUGAUUGGCUCUCCAAGACUUUGAGCAUAUUUGAUACGCUCCAGAAGGAUAGCUAGACGUAGGUUAAACUUGCUAGUGGCGUGUCUAGAUUUCUUGGCUGGGAGAUUACAGAUACCACUCAAAUGGACAAAAUGAUGACCACUAUUUUUCUCCCUCCUCACCACAGAUGUGCUUCACGUACUGCCGGUAUUUAUGGCUACAGGAAAAGGCUAUGUGUAGUUUUGAGCCUGAAGCCAUAUUCCUUCAGGACCAGUUUUAUCUUUAGAAAGUGCUGUUUUCAGAAUGAUAACCAGCUGUUGAAAGUCAAUUCUUGCAAAUUAUGACAUUUCAAAGACUUCAGCUGUUUUUUUUCUGGCAUGCACCAGAAAGUAUUAUAACAACGAAUACAAAAAAUAACUUUUGGCAUGAAGUAACAUACAGUAUAGAGUAAUAAUAUUACCUUUGUAAAGAGCAAAAAGGAAUAAAUUACUUUGUGUUGAGUAAACCCUGAUUUACUCUUCUUACUUUUUCUCUUCAAAACUACACCUUAGGUACGGUGUCAGUGUGAACCCAAUGAAGUAGCUACAGCAAAGCCCAACAGGCGUCUCUCUCCAAAUGUAUGUACGCGCUGAGUUGAUGCAAACAUCAAGAAACGGAAUUGGCAGAUUUGUUCUUCAUUUUUGCCAUUGCUGUUUCUUCUUCGCCGUUUUCAAGUCAAGUAGAACAGUAGUUUGCUUCAAUGUCUGUGAAAAUGACUGAUGUUCAACAUUCAUCAACUCUAACUUGCCGAAAAUAUACUUUAUUUGCUCCGCUGCUAUGUUUGAGCUACAUGCAUGAAGUAAACUGAGGGAAACUUUGGGAGACAGAAAGAGAACCUGCACUGCAGCCUAGCAGUUGGUGGCGUCCUUACAGAGCAACACACACAAUUACGUAAAAGUAUAAACGCCAGAGUAGGCCCCAAGCAGAAGUAUAAAUGAACCAACACUGGGCACAAGUCUUCUGAAGAUGGAUGUGUAGUUGAACUGACCGGUAGGGCUUUUCCACCAAAGUGGUUUCAGUGCUAGUUUGGUGAUGAUUACUUUUUGACCACCGGCUGAAACAAAGCACCAGCAAACUAGCAAACUAGUUCUUUGUAGAACCUGUUUAGAACUGGCUCUAGCACCAGCACCGAUUUUGAGUUGGUGGAAAAGCCCUAUGAGUGAACCCACCCCCUAAUGGCUGCUAUGAAAGGAGCUGUGAAGACACAGUUGGACCAGGAGCUCUUCUACUCUAUCUCUGUGGCAUCACGGCCCAAGCAUCUCACAGACAAGAUAUCAGGAGGUUCUGUAAUAAAAACAAGUCAUACAUUAAAAAUUAAAGUUCUAAAUACUUACGCUAUGCAGAAUAAACAAAUGAGAUGCGAGUAAUUAAUGUGAAUUAAGGUUGUUUAUAAUAUGGUCUCGUUUAAGAAAUAAGAGUAGUGGAAGACAGAUCUUGCUACAGAUCUAUGCGAUAUUCUUAUAAAAACAAGCUAAAUGCUAAUUUGAAGCAAGCCUAAAUAAGCAUCUAAACUUCAGCAAUUAAAUGCAGUCCACACUAUACCGUUCUUUGUCACCCUGGAAAUUUAAGAUACUAAAAGCAGGUGCAACUAGUAAAUGCUGUGGUUGACCAUUCUGGCCUCAUUUUCAUGUGUGACGGAUGUGUCAUGGUUAUAUAUUACAAUCUAAAAUCUAAAACAAUUUGGAUUACUUUUAAGUUUCAUGUUUAAAAUUUGGAUAUUUUAUGGUUCCUUUUUAUGAUAUUGAUAUGUGUCCUUUGUUGUGGUCACUUGGCUAUGAUACUUUUGCUGUUUUGUACUGGUUAAAUAACGAUUCAAAAAAUUCCAGGUGCCUGAUACGGCAGUAAGAUUACCUUUCUCUCAUGUAGAAGGACCUGCGGUGCAUGUAGAUCUAAAUGGUUCAUGAUUAGGUUAUAAAAACAUAGCUGUUUAUUUAGAAAAGCAGUUCAGCGCAUUUUGCAGUAAUAUAUAAUCCAUCCAUCCAUCCAUCCAUUAUCCAUAACGGUGACAUUCUUGUUACAUACUGUUGGUUUAACCUUUUUGAGAGCUAUGACUAAUAAUUAAAAUGCACUAAUAUAAACAAGCUCAGAACAUUGAAAAACUGCAAAAACAAAGCUGGGUAUUUACGGCAUGAAUAGAUAAGACCGACAGUCAGAACUCGGUGGCAGCCACGGAUCUAAAGGACGACGGUGGAUAUCAACUCUGUGUGUGUAAAUAUAUCUAUGAGUUCUGCCUUUAUGUCAUUUGUCUUGUUCUGUUACUAUGAUUGCAGGUGUAUAUUCCUUAAAGGUGGGGUAGGAAAUCAUAUGAAAUGGGGUUUUUAAGACGCGUUUUAGUUACUAUAGGUGUUUUUAUUUAUUAUUUAUUUUUUAUUUUUUUGGGCCAUGACAGCACUGAAUUAAAUGUUUAUUAUUCAUGUUGAAAGAGAAUUUCCAGUAAUGUAUCAAAAGGUACUUCAAAAAAAGAUCUUCUGUUUAACCUUUAAACCCAGUUGGGGAACACAGGUCAAAUUUCUGAAAUUAAUGCAAAACGAAAUACAUUUCCUAGCACUAAAACUUGAGCGCAUGCACUGGACACAUCUGAAAGCAAGGUGAACAGUUAAAUGAGUUGAUGAGUGCCAUUCUCAUGUCUGAUCAUGUAAAGUGACAGUCAGCAGCUUUUAGCUUAGCUUAGCAUAAAGACUGGAAACAGGCGAGAAAAAGAUAAGAGUAUUUCUCUAAAUAUGCAUUUUAUUUUUUAAAUUACUUUGAAAUCACUGUCACCAUCUGUUUUGUUUUGCUUGCUGUUUUGCUUACAGGAUGGACUGGACUUUCCUGUGGUUAGCCAGGGCUGAUCCUGCGUGAUGAUGUCAAAGCGUAACUGAUUUCAAAUCGCUCAAAGGAAUAUUUAGGGACUUCAGCUUCUCUGCUGCUUUGGCACACGGAAGGCUGAUACCUCUAGCUUUUCUAUUUAAUGUAACUUAGUUUAAAUGUAUGAAACAACUAAAAAACAUAUGGCCUAAUAUCACCUUUGAUGCCAAGUUACACAUUACAUCACAUUUGCUUUAACCCACACCCAAACCAAAGCACGGGAACAAAGAUGGUGGGAGGUUUAUAUUGUAAGAAUUGUUUGACUGAACGGAGUGACAGUCAUUUAUGUGUUUACUGGUCAAUUAUACACGAUAUUGUGGAUUAUUUUUGUGAUCCUCACAGGUGUUAGUGAAUGUUUUAGAUUUAUUUUUUUAACAACUAAGUAAAACUUAAUGUUUCCUGUCUUAAUGCUGCUGCAGUUAUGCAAACCAUCGUGUAGCUGUAGAAAAAUACGACAGUGGCUUCAUUCUUACAACACAAGACAACAAAUACAAGAAACAACGGCCCAUAAAGCUUAUGUUACUGCACAUAAGUUACCAAUUUGCAACAUUUUCUGUAUUUUUAACACCAAUCAUGAGUUACAAGACUGUUAAACGUCAUCAGGCUUUUAUGAUAAACUUGUGAAAUAUAUGAUCAGUUUACAAAUUUUUUUUCACUGUGCUCUUUGUACUGUCAACACAAACUUUUAUUGAUUUUUCUAAAGAAAAAUAGAAAAAGAAAAUGUUAUUUGCUAAAGCAGAUUUCACAUACAGCAACUUCCUUUUUUCUUUCAGGCUGCACGCUGUAAGCACACUGUCAGGGUCACUGUUGCAGAUUUGAAAUUGAUUUUCCAUGCUCAAAUAUCUUUAUUUUACCUGGGACUUGAUGUAUAUACUGUAAUUGCACAUUUUCUCUCAGCUGGCAUUAUUCUCACGGCUAUGUUGUCACCAUUGUUUUGCUCUUUGAUAUUUGGCCUUGCUGUUUUGUUUUGUUAGUCUGUACAUGACGUUAUAUUUUUCCUAUUGGUGAUUGAAAAUAUAAAACACAAAAUCACAGUUUGAGAAUAUUUCGUUCUUUCCUGAAGGUGCAGCAUGGAAAAGCUCAAAUAAAGAAGGAACUGGGGCCGUAUAAUAUACACACAUAUUAGUAUAUAUUAUACAUGUGGUAUACAUAUAGUAUACAUGUGGAGAGAGAGCGAGAGAGAGAGGAAAUAAUAAAAUCAAACUCCCAACAGCCAGAGCUUGCAAUGCACCGCCAGCAGUGCUUGGUUGAGCGACUUGCAGUGCGUAGGAGUGACACCAACUGUCUUGGAUUCACAGAGCUCCCUGAUGGAGACCAAUGUUUUCAAGCGAUCAAAUUAAAAUGACAAAUAAAACACCCUCCAUGAGUGUGUGAGUGUGUGUAAUGUCGUGUUCUAUGGAUGGAUGAUAAAAUAGUUUUUAAUAUUCCUUACUUUUCUUAAAAGAAGUAUGGUAGAGAGAAGCAUGCAACCAAAAUAAAUGAUACUAUUGGGAGGUAGGAAAUUUGGUAA